UAUCUGAAUGCCGUACUUCCUGGUUAGGCGUGUGUUUUGUUGUUGUUGCAUUAGCUGGCUAGCUUAUUUUAAGUAAACGGUCAUCAGUAGUUACCUCAGCCACAAAGUCAGAAACCCCGCCUAUUUCUACAAUUUAUAUUCUUAAAAUUAGAUUUUAAAACCCUACUUUAACCCCACUGCUAACCCUGACCUUAAAUUAACACCAAAAAAAGCACCAACAAUAUAAUAAUCAUGAAUAUUUACUAUAUAGAACAAUUUCGACAUUGUGGGUGUGGUAACCGAAGUAAACUAGCUAGCAUGCAAAGUCAUCAGAUGUUUAGUUAGUCAACCGAUCCACAAACUAUUGGAAUGUACGCAAUGUUCUUCUGAGAAAUAGACUUGUUGACAAGUCAAUUCAAUAGCUUCACAGAGUGGCGGGGAUGUUGAAUCAAAAUGGGAAACAUUUUCACCAGAAAGAGACGCACACGAAUCACAGAGCAGGACAGGGCAGUUUUGCAACUGAAACAGCAGAGAGAUAAGUUAAAGCAGUAUCAGAAGAGAAUCACCCUGCAGCUGGAGAAGGAGAGGAAUCUAGCCAAGCAGCUGCUGAAAGAUGGCAAGAAAGAGAAGGCCCUCCUCUUGCUCAAAAAGAAGAGAUACCAGGACCAGCUCCUGGACAAGACAGAGAACCAGAUAAGUAACCUGGAGCGAAUGUGUCAAGACAUUGAGUUUGCCCAGAUUGAGAUGAAGGUCGUUGAAGGCCUUAAAGUUGGAAACGACUGUCUGAAGUCAUUGCAUGAGGCGAUGUCCAUCGAGGAUGUGGAGAGAAUUAUGGAUGAGACCCAAGAAGGCAUUGAAUACCAGAGGGAAAUAGAUGAGAUGCUGGCAGGUUCCCUGACACAGGAGGAUGAAGAUGCUGUACUGGCUGAACUGGAGGCCAUCACUCAGGGAGAGCUUGACCUACCCGAGGUACCUGAUGAGUCCCUGCCAGACGUCCCAGAGGCAGCUGAUGAAGAACCAGAGCCAGGUCAAGAGAGGGAGAGGCCAAGGAAGAAGCAGGAACGAGGGAUGUUGGCUGUCUAGGGGCCUGUCUGUUCGCCAGGUGACUCUGUGGGUCUUGGUACACCGGCCACUAUAUCCCCCUCAUAGGGGUCUUAUGCCCCCCCCCCACACACACAAAACCACAAAAAGAUUAUCUUCACCAUCUCUUCCAGUCCCUCGCCUCCAAUACUGAACUUCAUGGUGCCCUGCUAAGCCUUGGCUUUGUGAGCCCCAAUACCGCUUUAUAAUCCUCUUCUGGAUUCAACCACCCCAUCACUCCAACCAGGGUCAUGGACUUUAUUUUUCACAUCAUUGCCUACAGGUUCUCCCAUUUUUUUUGUUCAUGGGGCCUAUUUAGACACAUUAAUGAAGAAAUUAGUGGUUUGAUUUAGAUAAUAUUGUGCCUAUUGCCUAAGUCCCGUGACGGGUAUGUUUUUUAAAAAUCUUCUGUGAACGAACAAAUGAUGUAAUUAACAGACAAAUUAAUGCAUGUGUCUCUUUUUUUUCUUAGUAGGCCUGAGCCUACUAGGCCUACUAUCUGACCACAGAGCGCAUUCUCUUUGGGAGGAAUAGACAGGCAGACUGUCUUUCAAAAUCAUUACUGUCUGGAUGGUUUUCAGAAUCUUGCCUUGUCUUAGUUAAGAAUGUCUUGAUUGCUGCCAAACUGUCAAUAAUGGAUAUGGCUUUGGUUUCAACUUGUUGAUUGGGGACUAAAAAUCCUUAUAAUAGUACUGAUGUCCUAGCUAUCCAGUGACUGUUGUGGUAUCAUAUUGGGUCUGUUUCACUAUGAGGUGUGAUUUUGGGUUAUCUGUCUGGAUCUGUAAUAUGUUACUGGCAUAUCAUAUCAUGAUAUUGGGUUGGUAUCUGUCUGGAUCAGUAAUAUAUUACUGGCAUAUCAUAUCAUGAUAUUGGGUUGGUAUCUGUCUGGAUCAGUAAUAUAUUACUGGCAUAUCAUAUCAUGAUAUUGGGUUGGUAUCUGUCUGGAUCAGUAAUAUAUUACUGGCAUAUCAUAUCAUGAUAUUGGGUUGGUAUCUGUCUGGAUCAGUAAUAUAUUACUGGCAUAUCAUAUCAUGAUAUUGGGUUGGUAUCUGUCUGGAUCAGUAAUAUAUUACUGGCAUAUCAUAUCAUGAUAUUGGGUUGGUAUCUGUCUGGAUCAGUAAUAUAUUACUGGCAUAUCAUAUCAUGAUAUUGGGUUGGUAUCUGUCUGGAUCUGUAAUAUAUUACUAUCAUAUCUCGUAGCGCAUUAGGUAUUUAUCUGAAAUGGAGGGCCUACAUAUAAAAGAUAAGCACUAGCCAUAUUUAAUAGAAUAUGUAAGUGGCUUAUGAACCACUUAUGUAUAGUGUAAAGUAAGUCUCUCUGAGACAGUGACACUCUUGAUAAUGACCGUGGUGACCAUUUCCCAGUGGUAUCAUAUUACAGACCUGUGGCGUGUCUAUACGAAAUGUACCAUGUUGUAAUUCUGGAACAAUACAAACAAUUUUUUUAAAGGUGCUGUUUGACCAGCGUGUUGUUAUUAACAACCACUAGGUGGCAGCAAAUAGCACUUUAUGAUUUUACCUGUUCAUAAGCAAUACCUUUGCAUACAUUGGUUAGUAAACGUAUUGUGUGGAUUCGGAUGCUGUUUCAAAUCAAAAUGUUAUUUGUGACAUGCGCCCAGGUAUUGAUUACAGUGAAACACAACAGGUAUUGAUUACAGUGAAACACUUAAGUGUUUAAAAAAUGUACACAAAAAUAAAUUGUAAAUGUUUUGUGCAACUAUAUGGGACAGUGAAAAGAACUACUUAGCUAUAAUGAGGGGAAACAUAUAAGACUGUAUGUUAUUCAUUAGCAUUUGAGUCAUUUAGCAGACGCUCUACUCCAGAGCGAUCUACAAUUAAUGCAUUCGUCUUAAGUUAUCUAGGUGAGACGACCACACAUUACAAUCGUAGUAGGUACUUUUUUACCACAAAAUAAAGUAGUUAUCAGAAAAGUU
Messenger RNA from Oncorhynchus kisutch (coho salmon), 2993 nucleotides. RefSeq names its product charged multivesicular body protein 6-like. NCBI's taxonomy places the organism in Eukaryota, Metazoa, Chordata, Actinopteri, Salmoniformes, Salmonidae. Bases 433 to 1062 code for a protein of 209 amino acids. Gene Ontology annotation, cellular component: multivesicular body; ESCRT III complex. The record is from RefSeq and is a predicted model, not a curated record. Gene Ontology annotation, biological process: late endosome to vacuole transport via multivesicular body sorting pathway; vesicle budding from membrane. The transcript has 8 exons.